This is a messenger RNA of Rubroshorea leprosula, 1556 nucleotides long. The record is from the annotation of a GenBank genome assembly. NCBI's taxonomy places the organism in Eukaryota, Viridiplantae, Streptophyta, Magnoliopsida, Malvales, Dipterocarpaceae.
CCGUAUGUCUCGGAUUCGGACAAAACCAGACAGAAAACAGAGAACAACGUCUUCUCUGUUUCUUUUUUUCAUGGCUAAAAUGCAUGCUCAUCCGAUCUGAUGUCCAUGGGUUGCUUCAACUCCAAACAUGGCGGUUCCGUGGCGGCGUUCUCCCCUGUUGUGGACUGCCCUGCAUCGGGCACCACCGAGAAUGGCACCCGUUUGACAUUUCCCAGCUCGUCGUCCAAACGCCAAUUGGAGAAUGCAAGAGACAACGAGAGAUUGGAGGGUAGCAAUCAUGCUUACGGAAAGCGUAGCUCUGAGUUGAGGAGAUCCAGGAAGGGGAGUUCGGGGAAGAAUGACGCUUUCAGCAUUAAAUUAGGCCUUUCACGGAGGAUCGUGGAGGCUGAACAGGUGGCUGCCGGGUGGCCCGCUUGUCUUAGUGCCGCUGCCGGUGAAGCAGUACAUGGGUGGGUGCCUCUCCGCGCUGAUGCUUAUGAGAAAUUGGAGAAGAUUGGACAAGGUACAUACAGCAGUGUGUUCCAGGCACGAGAAGUUGAAACUGGGAAAAUGGUUGCCUUGAAGAAGGUUCACUUUGACAACUUUAAACCAGAAAGCAUUAGGUUUAUGGCUCGGGAAAUAAUGAUUCUCCGAAGGCUUGAUCAUCCAAAUGUCAUGAAACUUGAGGGGAUAAUCACCUCUCCAAUUUCAAGCUCCCUUUACCUAGUGUUUGAAUACAUGGAUCACGAUCUUGCCGGGCUAAGCUCUUGUCCCUAUAUCAAGUUCAGUGAAGAACAGGUUAAGUGUUACAUGAAGCAGCUGCUAUGUGGACUUGAGCAUUGCCACCUGAGGGGUGUAAUGCACCGGGAUAUUAAGACAUCAAACAUUUUGGUAAGCAAUCAAGGAAUUUUGAAAAUGGCAGAUUUUGGAUUGGCAAACAUCAUUACCUCAAAGAACAGACAUCAAUUAACGAGUCGUGUGGUAACUCUAUGGUAUCGUCCUCCUGAACUUCUGAUGGGCUCGACAAGUUAUGAAGUCUCUGUUGAUCUAUGGAGCGUGGGAUGCGUCUUUGCUGAGCUUCUUAUGGGAAAGCCUCUCCUUACAGGCAGAACAGAGGUUGAGCAAUUGCACAAAAUCUUCAAGCUUUGCGGGUCACCACCAGACGAUUACUGGAAAAAGAUUAAGCUUCCUCAUUCACCCAUGUUCAGACCUCAACAUCCAUACCAAAGUUGUCUUCGUGAAAGGUGUAGAAAUGUACCCGAAACUGCAAUUGAUUUAUUGGAAACUCUUCUUUCCAUUGAACCACAUGAACGAGGGACUGCCUCCUCUGCCCUAAUGUCUAAGGUAACCCCUAACAAAAAUUUGAUCCAGAGUAAAAACUAGGGGCAUAUUUAGAUUGCUACAACUUUUUCAUAUUUUCCUACCCACUGACUCUUUACCAGUACACAUCACUACUGCUCUGAGUGUUGCCAUAUGAUCUCUUAUUGCUUUUCCAGUAUUUCCACACGAAACCCUACGCCUGUGAUCCAUCAAGUUUGCCAAAGUAUCCACCUAACAAAGAAAUGGAUGCAAAGCAA